AUGUGUAAGAGCAUACAAAGAUUUUUAGAAUAUAGGAAUGGCUUCAUCAUCCAUGAAAAAUCUCCAACAACAAAUAAUAAUCAUGAUGAACAACAUCGAAAAUUAUUUAUUGGUGGAUUGAGUUAUACCACUGCUGAUGAUAAAUUAAAAGAAUAUUGUUUAAAAUACGGUGAAAUAACUGAAUGUACUAUUAUGCGGGAUCGCGAAGGUCGAUCGCGUGGCUUUGCAUUUGUUAGUUUUAAAGAUCGUGCAAUGGUUGAUAAUUUUAUGACGCAACGACCUCAUACCAUCGAUGGUAGACAAACCGAACCGAAACGUGCCAUGCCCCGAGAUGAAGCAUCAAGACCAGAAGGACAAUUAACAGUUAAGAAACUUUUUAUUGGAGGUGUCAAAGAAGAAGUAAUCGAAGAUGAUCUGAAAACUUAUUUUCAAAAGUUUGGCCCCAUAGUUGAGUGUAAGAUUAUGAAGGAUAAAGAAGAUAAACCUCGCGGUUUUGCAUUUAUAACAUACGACGAUUAUGACUCGGUCGAUUGUUGUAUACUGGAGAAACCUCAUGUAAUCAAUGGUAAAGAACUAGAUGUGCGUAAAGCAAUUCCACGCGACCAAACUUCACGUCCAAAUGCUUUUCUAUUCAAUACAAAUAUUGAUUUUUAUCAACCACCAAAUCGUUAUCAACCUCAAUUAAUGGUCAAUCAUCCUGCACUGCCUCCUCCUCCAUUUUCGCCCUAUGCAUUUUUUCCUCCAUCACAUUAUCUCUCCAAACCCAUGCCGCUAAUGAGUACAACGAAUUCAUGUUCCCAACCAGGUUCAAUGCCACCGCCGCCAACAUUUCUCCUACCACCGGAAAUGGCAACGAAUACCCUUUUUCGUAACCAAACAUUUCCUUCGCCACCACCGUCAACUUCAUCCACAGCACGAACAAAUAAUACCACGAAUAACAAUAAUAAUACCAAUCCUAAUGCACAAAAUCAAAAUGGCAACAAAACGAGACUGAAUAAUGAUGUGCAGUCACCACCAAACGAUGUAUCAAAGAACCCUCAAGUUACUACAAACAAUCCUGAUCUGGUCAAUUAUUCAACACCGAUGAAAUCAAAACCACGAUUACAACGUUACCUUGGUUCGACAUAUGAUGUUAAAUCUGAGCAACACCGCAAAUUGUUUAUUGGGGGAUUAUCGUUCAAAACUACCGAUGAAACAUUGAAAGAAUAUGUGACGAAAUAUGGCGAAGUCAGUGAUUCACUAGUAAUGAAAGAUCAAAAUGGUCAAUCACGUUGUUUUGGUUUUGUCACUUUUACUGACCCACAAGUCAUUGAUGAAUUUAUGAAACAACGACCACAUAUUCUCGACGGCCGUCAGAUUGAUCCAAAACGAGCAAUGCCACGUGAAGAAGCAAAUAACGAUGAAGUUCAUUUAACAGUUAAAAAGAUCUUUAUCGGUGGUAUACGCGAUGGAUUGGAUGAAGAUGCGUUAAGAAAAUAUUUCGAAAAGUAUGGCCGUGUGAACGACUGCUUUCUAAUGCAUGAUAAAGAUGGUAAAACACGUGGCUUUGCAUUUUUGGAAUUCGAUGACUUUGAUUCUGUUGACAAAGUUAUCUUAAAUCGCCCACAUAUCAUUGGUGAAUAUCGCGUGGACGUUAAAAAAGCCGUGCCCAAAGAUCAACGCCAAUUACAAACUCAACAGCAACAACUUCAAUUACAACAACAGCAACAACAAUACGCUCUCCAAAUGCAAGCGGCAGCUGCCUAUCAAUAUUAUUAUAAUCAUUCACCGUACAAUCUGUUGACUAAUACUGCUUGUACGCUUCCAAUAUCAUCUGCUCCGUCGUUGAUGACGCAUAAUGGUAAUACUGGUGCUGGUCUAGAUGAUAUUUUUUCUCAUCUGCGAACAUCGAACAAUACAACUAAUAUCUCGAAUUCUCUUCGUUAUAUUCCUACACGCAAUAAUCGUCGACAAUCAUCACGUGGUAGUCAAUAA
Molecule: messenger RNA, 1974 nt
Organism: Adineta ricciae
Lineage: Eukaryota; Metazoa; Rotifera; Eurotatoria; Adinetida; Adinetidae
Source: the annotation of a GenBank genome assembly